This is a messenger RNA of Hyaloscypha bicolor E, 781 nucleotides long. RefSeq lists its product as uncharacterized. The coding region runs from base 107 to 667 and encodes 186 amino acids. The transcript has 3 exons. The record is from RefSeq and is a predicted model, not a curated record. NCBI's taxonomy places the organism in Eukaryota, Fungi, Ascomycota, Leotiomycetes, Helotiales, Hyaloscyphaceae.
GUCAACAUCGCGGGUUGUCAAUUUAAGCUUAAGCAAAAUCGAAAGAAAAUCAUCUACCUUUCAAACUUUUGACAAACUCCUCAACAGCAAUUUCAAAGCCGACAAGAUGUUCGGACGCUCCCGCAAUUCUCGACCAGCCAGGAACACUAGUUCUACUGGUACUCGCGGCCAUUUCGCACGCUCAGCUCAUGUUCCGGUCUUCUUCGGCAUCAUGUUCCUUUUGUCGAUCGCCGAGCUCUUCUUCACCAUCGACAGCUUCCAGUAUCUACAAAAGACACAUACUUGGGCUUCGAGGACCGAGAAAUACCGUCUAGGCUUCUUGAUCUUCUCGAGCGCGAGAAUGAUUGCGUUGUCUGCUGUUUACAUGGGAUUGCAUUGCGCGCAGAAAGUCUUCCAUUCGAUGUUUCACACGAUAUUCUUGCUCGUUUCGACAAUCCUCUGGAUCGUAUCAGGUGUCCUCAUUCACUCGAUGUGGGGCAUCAUUCUUUGCAAACAAGGUGUCGGACAUAUUCGGGGUGGAUUGACAGAAUGCCAUGAGCUGAAGAUCAUCGAGAUUAUUGCGUGGGUGUUGGCUGGUCUGAGUGUUAUUGCAACCAUUCCUGUGCUGAUGGACGCAUCGAAGAGGCGCAAAGAGCAAGCUGAGAGAAAGACACAUACAAGUGGAUAAAGGGGUUGGAAAGAAAUAAAGGGUGCCAAAUCUCUGUACUUGUAUGACGUAAAGCGGGGAUAAGUCUAGAUGGUGCCCGCAGAGAAUUGAGAAUGAUCCCAACUUGCAAAAUGU